Octopus bimaculoides (California two-spot octopus) is the source of this 4112-nucleotide messenger RNA. Its product is annotated as forkhead box protein J2. Gene Ontology annotation, molecular function: DNA-binding transcription factor activity, RNA polymerase II-specific; RNA polymerase II cis-regulatory region sequence-specific DNA binding. Gene Ontology annotation, biological process: regulation of transcription by RNA polymerase II. NCBI's taxonomy places the organism in Eukaryota, Metazoa, Mollusca, Cephalopoda, Octopoda, Octopodidae. Gene Ontology annotation, cellular component: nucleus. The record is from RefSeq and is a predicted model, not a curated record.
UGCUUGUUCAACAUUAUGUCUUUUUACUUUGAUCACCCUAACAAAGUAAACAUGAAAAUGAUAUUAGUUAGAAUUCAAUGCAGCAUCCCAGUCUUCCUUGUUGUUUUUACAGGUCUUGUUGAAAACAUCCGUCUAGCUGAUAUGAAUAACUGGUCUUUAAGUCCUGAGCAGUUUGCUGACUUAGCAUCUUCUUUGAAUAGCUUCUUCAGUCAAACUGGGCUGUCGUCUCCUUGUCUAAGUGAAGUAGGCUCCCAACCAAUGACGUCCAUCCAAUAUGACGACAGCCACCAGAAUCCAGGUCCAGCCGUAGCUGACAUGAGGGGUGCACAUUUCUGGCUAUGUAGUCCUAACUCGUACUGUGACACAAACCAAACAGCUAUGGUAGAUCCUCUCAUGAAUAACCAGUCAUGUCUAGCAAUACCUACUGAUAGGAACAAUAUGAACCACCAGCAAGCAGGGAAUUACAUGAACCAUCCACUUCCUCCGAUACCAAGAGCAAAUACCAGAUAUAUAACCAACGACGAGAUUGAUGAUGAGUUCAACUGGGAUAAACUGCUAUGAAAUUUUUAAUUUUUAACACUGCAAUAUAUUAAAUAUGUACAACAAGACAGUAACAGUUAUGUACAGGGGUUGGACAAGGGUUUCAAUUUAACAUUCCCACAAUGCAUCUUAGAUGGGAACAGAAAAAGUUUGAAAAAUAAAUAACCCACAAAACAAUUUAAAAAACAAAAACAAUGCCAGUGUGAUACUGGUCAUUUGAUUUUAAUAUUUCCCAUAAUGCGUUCUUGAUGGGACUAACAAUUAUCAUAGAAAACAAAGAUGUUUGAAAACACAAAAAGAGAUGACAAAUUAAAUGAGGAGUUAAAAAGAAGCUAUAAAAAGUUUUUAAAAAUUAAUAAAACUGAAAAAAAUAAAAGACAAAAAAAAACAAUAAAAAGGUGCCAUUUCUGCACUUCCUGUUUGAGACAGGCAAAAACAACUACAAAAAGAAAGAAAAAUACUAAACAAAUACCAAAAAAAGGAAAAACAAUAUUAAUAUAUUCCAUGUAGAAUCUAUUCUUCACACAAUGUUUUAAACCUAUGCACCACACAUACCAACACACACACACACACGCACAUGCAUACUACAGACAUGCUUAUAUAUAUACAUAUGUACACAUUCACUCAAACACACCAGUUUAUCUGUUCAAUUCAGGUUAACAGCUGAUAGGCUAUUGAGUCUAAACCCUGUAAAAACGAUUCAUUUGAUGCAUCAUUCUCUUUAUAUCUUUCUAUUUACCUAACUUUCUAUCUCUCUCUGUCUCCUAUCUAUCUGCCUAUUAAUUUACAAAUUUCUAUGUCUCUUCAAUGCUAUCUCUCUCUCUCUCUCUCUCUCUCUACCUAUCUAUCAAUCAAUCUAUCUAUUAAUUUAGAAAUUUCUAGGUCUUUCCAAUGCUGUCUGUCUCUCAUUCUCUUGAUACAUAUUCACAUAUACACGUGUGUGUGAAUUUAAGAACUUUGAGAGAUGUUAAAUAAUUCGUUUUUAAAUAGAGGGGUAAAAAAAUCCCUUUGAAUAGUAAAAAUCAAAGGCUGCCUAUUCCACCAUUAAAAACGAAUUUUAUAUACACACAUACAUAGAAAAAAGGACGUUAAAAGAUGUAUAUAUGUAUAACUCUAUUACUUAAUUCUCUAUAUCUGUAUGUUUAUCAGUUAAUCUACCUAUGUGUCUGUCUGUUUGUCUCUCUCUCUCCUCACCUUGUUUGUUUCUGUCUUUGACUAUCCUUAAAUCCACUGCCAGACUCCCACUGGAAAAUGGUUAUAGCUGCUGACAAUGAUGCUGCUGAUGAUGAUAGUAAUGAUGAUGCUACCAGCCACCUGCUGGAAUAUUUGUUGCUAAUUGUCUCCCGAGACAAGGUUUGAAAGGGCAAAGUAUUGGUCUGAUAUCUACCCUACCUCAGAAACAUACCUAAUUAUAUAUAUAUAUGCACACACGCAUGCAUGUAUAUAUAUAUAUAUAUAUAUAUAUAUAUAUAUAUAUAUAUGCAUACACACGCAUGCAUGUAUAUAUAUAUAUAUAUAUGCACACACGUGCAUGUGUGUAGACAUGUGGAUCUACAUCUGUAUCUGUGCGAAGAAAGGUGAAAAACAAGUACUUGAGUGAGAAAGAAAAACACAACCCCACAUAUAUAUAUAAUAUAUAUAUACACUACAUACAAAUACAUAUAUACAUACAUAAUGUGUGUGUGUAUGUAUAUUUAUCUUUGUAUGCACUGGUGAAAGAAAGGGAGGAAUAACAAUAAAAACUAAAUGAGAAAGAGAGAGAGAGAUGGCGUUGGUGGUAUCAGUGAAGGAGAAAAAAUAUGUUGGUGAUAAAGCAUAGAAGGUAAAUAAAUAACAAGCAUAUAUAAGUAAAAAACAAUAACAAUUUGCCCCACACCUUUCUACUUCAAACAGACUGAUAGAUGUCUGUAUAAGAUGAAGUAUUAUUAUUAAGAUUCAAAUAUUUUCGGCUAUUUACUUCAUCUUCAAUAAUAAAAUAAAUUCUCUUUUUUUAAAUAUUUAUAUCUACACUAUGUUUCAAUCCAUUUGAUCUCCAAUUAUCAUCGGGUGUUUUAUUUCCAGUAUGUGUACAUAGACCCAAGCUGGAUUUGAACAAGGAACCUUUGUUUAAUUUCCUGAACUACUAAACUAAUCAAUGGAGUGUAUAUUUACAAUAUUUAAUUUACACUGUUUUGAUCUAUCUGAUCUCCAGUCAUCAUCAGGUAGGUGGCUUAUGCCUGAACAUGUACGUAUAAGAAUUCCUGUACUAAUGUCUUUGAGUGGUAAUAUCUGCAAUAUUUUUUAUCACACUAUGCUGCAAUCAGUUUUAAUUGCUAAUCAUCAUGAUGAGGUUUCUUAUUCCUGGAUGUGUACAUAGAAUAAAGCUGGAUUUGAACUAGGAAAUCUGUCUUUAUAAUUUUUUUUUUUUUUACUUGCUCUCAAGGGUUUAGUCAAACAAAUCAACCCCAGUACUUAUUCUGCCAGUCACUUUUGUUGAACCACUAAGUCACAGGGAUGCAAAGAAACCAACACCAGUUAUCAAGCAGUGGUUGCACAUAGACACACACACGCAUUAACAUAGGCUUCUUUCAGUUUCCAUCUACUAAAUCCACUCAAGGCAUUAGUUGAUCCAGAGCUAUAUAGCAGAAGACAAUUGCCUGAGAUGCCAUGCAGUGAGACUGAACCUGGAACCAUGUGGUUGAGAAGCAAGCUUCUUAACCACACAGCUGCACCUAUAUUUACAAUAUAUAUUGUAAUCAAUGUAAGAGGUGUCUCUCUAUGUGGACAUAGUCCCAGAUUGAUUUCAUACUAGAAAUUUCUGAUUUCCCUAACUGUUUGAUUUUUAAACUGAGAAAUUAGAAAUCGAAUUAUGCCACCCUGCUGGCUUGGCAAGCAGGACAACUUUUCCCCAUGAUCGAAAUGGGAGACCGGAGCAAUGUGAAAUGAAGUAUUUUGCUCAAGAACAUAAUGUGCUGCCUGGUCUGAGAAAUGAACCCACAAUCUAGCAAUUGUGAGUGCAACACCCUAAGCACUAGGCCAUAUGCUUUCACUAAAGAACUUGAUGUUGAAUCAGGAAACAGAUUAAACUGAAUUUCCCUUCACUCCUAGGGAUGGAAGAUAAAGUCGAAGCUGAUGGGAGUCAAACUCAGAAUAGAAAAGGAUAUAUAGACAUAUUAAAUAGCACACAAGAUUUAAGCUGUUGCUCUACCAAUUUUUACAAUUCAUCAUACACAUGUCUAUGUGUGUAGGUGUGUGUUGGUUGAUAUAAAUAUUUAAGAAACAAACAUAAAAAAAAUCUUUCAUAUCUAGAGAUGAGGCUGAUAAUUCAAAAAUAAAAAAAAUUAUCUUUCUUAAUGAAGAUGUUGUUAAAAAACACAAAAUUCUGGACAGAUAAACUCACAACAAAUGGAAAAGAAAAAGUUUGAAAAUAUUUCAAAAACAAUUUCUUUCAACAAAAAAAAAAGGACCAAUUUGCAUGGAUGGUGGAGUGGGGUGAAGAAUUUCUUUCUUUUAAUCUAUGAGAGAUCAUUCUUAUAAUUAAUUUUAUUAUUAUUUAAUAUUAUAAAAAUAUAAACCAAUAUUAUGACUGUUUU